Molecule: messenger RNA, 2508 nt
Organism: Syngnathus acus (greater pipefish)
Lineage: Eukaryota; Metazoa; Chordata; Actinopteri; Syngnathiformes; Syngnathidae
Gene: gpr176
Product: G protein-coupled receptor 176
Exons: 3
Coding region: 335-2002 (555 amino acids)
Biological process (GO): G protein-coupled receptor signaling pathway
Cellular component (GO): plasma membrane
Molecular function (GO): G protein-coupled receptor activity
Source: RefSeq, a predicted model, not a curated record
CAGUCGCGCGUGUCGCGUUGUGAAAUAUUCAUUAUUCGUGGGAUCUCCACACCAGCCAGUCGACCAAUGGGCAACCUCUCACGGUGCAGUAGGAGUCUGGCAACAACAGAGAGAACGAGAAGAAGAGAAGCAAGCUAAAUCUACGAAAUGGACACAUCGGAUCCAUCCGCGCACUCCGGUGCGCAUGGACAUACAUGACUGCUUUUUUGUCUUUUGCACUCAGUGAUGCAAAAAAUGUUUUUUCUUCAUUUCGAAUUUUGCUGCAAUCUUGGCCAUGCGCUGCGUCCUACAAUGUUUCUGUUGAAGCGUUCAGAAUAAAAAACAGGAUCACGAUAUGGAUAGUGUGACUUGGGCUGCAAUGGUCGGAGACGGCGCAGCCAACAUGACAGCUGCUCAUAUCUGGCUGAGUGUCCUCAAUUCCUCCAGCCAUCCACCCGCCGAGGGGACAGCGCUGGACGACCGAGACCAGCUGAUCCGGGAGCAAGCCUACCGGGACUUCACCACUGCCGUCCAGGUUCUCAUCCUCAUAGGGUCGCUACUCGGAAACGCCACCGUCGUGUGGUGCACCUGCUCCACAAACGUCUUCAAAUCCGUAACCAAUCGCUUCAUCCAAAACUUGGCUUGCACGGGCAUCUGCGCCGGACUGGUUUGCGUUCCCUUCGACGUGGCGCUGGGUUCCAGUCCUCAUUGCUGCUGGUGGCUUCACACGCUCUUACUCUGCAAGACCAUCAAGUUCCUUCACAAACUCUUCUGCUCGGUCACUGUGCUCAAUUUCAGCGCCAUUGCGCUCGACAGAUACUAUUCAGUGCUAUACCCACUGGAAAGGAAGAUCUCAGAUGCAAGAUCCAGGGAUCUGGUCAUCUACAUUUGGGUCCACGCAGUGGUGGUGAGUCUCCCCGUGUUUGCCGUGACCAACGUCACCGACGUGUACGUGACGUCGUCCUGCUCAGAAGACCACGCCCGUUCCCUGGGGCACACGCUCUAUGUGUUCGUUUACAACGUCACCACGGUCAUCCUCCCUCUGGCGUUGGUUUUCUUCUUCAUGCUGCUCAUCCGGAGAGCGCUCAGCGCUAGUCAGAAAAAGAAGGUGAUCAUCGCAGCCUUGCGGACGCCGCAGAACAGCAUCUCCAUCCCGUACGUGUCUCAACGGGAGGCCGAACUGCACGCCAGUCUCCUGGCGGUCGUGCUGGCUUUCACUGCCUGCAGCGCCCCCUAUGGGGCGUUAGUUGUCUAUCGCACACUUUUGGUAGACCCCAAAGAGGUGCCGGCAUCUCUGUAUCUCACAGCCUUAUGGCUUCCUAAGGUGUCCCUCCUCACCAACCCGCUUUUGUUCCUGACUGUUAAUCGCUCGGCACGCCACGGUUGCCUGGAACUGCUAGCCAGGAUCCAGAGACGCUACAGCCGACGGAACAUGGUUAGCACAGGGGCUCUGGCGUCUCUGGGCGGGGAGGUUGUGAUAGGAGAACCGGUAGGACUGGAGACAGCGGGUCGUUCUGGAAGCCAACUUCUGGAGAUGUUCAACAUCGGACAACAGCAUAUUUUCCGGCCCUCCGAGGAAGAAGAGGAAAAUGUAGCCAACGAGAUCCCGACUCAGGGGUUAGAUGAGGAUCAGGAGAACGGAUCUCGACAAAGAGGCGUCCGGGCACACGGAAUGACCAAAAACGAUCUGUUGCAGAGACACGGAGGCGGGCUCACAAAUGACGACACCCCCCCCUUGGCGGCGCCGCGCUCAUCUCCAGUUCACACGUGCGCUUAUACCUCCUCGUCACAGGUGGCGCCAGCUACGCUUCCAGAAACAAAAGACCCAACCCAGUUUGGGUUCGGACCCUUUGAAUUGCCCCCUCAAUGGUUACCUGAGACCAGGAACAGCAAGAAGAGGUUGCUUCCGCCAUUGGGUAACACACCCGAGGAGCUCAUCCAGACCAAGUUGCCCAAACCGCGGCCCGAAAGGCGAAUAAGCAGGAAUAAUAAGGUCAGCACCAUCUCGGCUGUUGACCCUUGAACUCUGCAUAAAAUAAAAAAAUGCACUUCAACAGCGGGACUGGGUCUAUGCAGAAUGUCCUGCUCUCUUUGGGCCGCACCUAAACCUGUUUACAUUUUUCACAAUAUAUUAAAAGUGGCACUGCUCGAAUAAACUCGAUAUGAAACGUCUUUGUACAGUACAUUUUGUUUUGCCGUGUCUGCUUGUCCGAUCAAUACAAUCAAGUGUUCUGUCACUGUGAUGGAGGCAUAUUUUGAUAAAUCAGCAUUUUUUAAAACAUUCUAACAAUGUACCAUGUUUAAAAGAUCUUAUGUAGUAGAUGUUGUCAUCGUUUGUACUUUUUGUGUCAGUAAUUGCUGAUGUACAUUAUGCAAAUACAAACAACAAACCCUGAGCUUUUCAGAUCUUCUGUUGUGUAAUUGGAGCAGGCAAAUCGUCGAGGUUGAUACUGCAAUUCAACUGUCAUCGGAUGUUAUUGAUUUUCCUCAGGCUUAAAAAAAAAAAAAUCAAUGUCGCUCGGCACACAA